Messenger RNA from Anopheles funestus (African malaria mosquito), 2043 nucleotides. RefSeq lists its product as uncharacterized. The transcript has 3 exons. Bases 685 to 1131 code for a protein of 148 amino acids. NCBI's taxonomy places the organism in Eukaryota, Metazoa, Arthropoda, Insecta, Diptera, Culicidae. The record is from RefSeq and is a predicted model, not a curated record.
GACCAUCUUUUUAUAUUACCGAUUUGCUUGUUGAAAAUAAAUCAAUAAAAGCAUGAUUUAAGUGUCUACUUGUAGAAUUUGAAAAAUAUUUUACAGCUUACUUCAUAAUAUGUUUUGCUGCACAGUCUGAGUAAGAAUUCUGUUUGUAGAAAAAUGGAAAUUAAUAAAAACAUUUAUGUAUACUUUUCGUCUUUGCAAGUACUAAUUGUAACAUUUUCUGUAUCUUCGAUAAGUUGCAUCGAUAUUUCGGAAUUCUAUAAUUUAUCACCUAUACAGAAUAACACCAUGGCGAUGUUUUCUGGUAUAUUUUGUCAUUUUGACCAAAUAUGUAAGUCCCAUAGUUUAUUUCGUCCAGAUAGUGUGAAAACGUUGGCCCAUAGUCCGUUUAAAGGGAAACAAAAGGCUACCGUAUAUGCAACGGUAAAUUUUUCAUUCAUGAAAAAACCCGGCAAAAAUUUAUCAAUGAACGAAUGUGCCCUCACUCUCGUUGUGGUUUCGUUUGAAAACUGUCGUCUUUUGCGUCUUCUUUGUGCGUCCUGUAUCCUGUGUCCCGCUAUUUAAAUAGCUCCUGUGUUUUUUUCCGUGUGAUUUAAAGGGCUGAAUAUUAAAAGGCUACUUUUAAAGGACCCAACUGCGAACCUUGAUAUUGUCUCCGUGCUGGUUUUUAACGAAUUUGUGAAGAAAAUGUUCAAUCUUCAUAAGGAUUCCUUCGAUUUGAUGCGGCAGGACUUGACGCACGGUUCUUUGGAGAAGUCGAAGCUUUUAAACUGUUUGGUAUGGAACCCCGAUGUUUGCCGUGGUUCGGUGCCGAUGGUUCACCAACCAUUUCAACAAGAAGAUUCCAUGCGUUGGUACAAAUCAACUUAUUCCAUAUUGGAUAACCUGGAUAAGCAUGUCGUGUGGAACCAGCUGAGUGUCCCCAUUGUUGAGGAGGAUGGGUGUGAAUAUUGUACUAUGCUGGGGAUUGACAAGGAAAAGAAAUGCAAACAUCUGAUUUAUACCGAUGGAAUUCUGACCUGUCCGAAUUUGCGGGAUCCCAAGCCCGAAAAGCAGUCGGAUGAAUCUCCAACACGUCCAUGUAAAAAAGCUGGAAAAAAGCGUGUCUCCAAGGGAGCUAAAAGAAACGAAUGAGCAUUGAAACAUCUUAAGUCUGCCUCAAUGCCUCAAUGUUCUUAAGUUCAAAAGUUGCAUCUGAACGUUUCAGUUCGAUUUUUUUAAUUUAAUAAUUACCACUAUGUUCCUUAAAUGUUUCUAUAACUUUGAAACAUGAUAUGAAGUCACAGACACAAAGUUCCUAUCUACCUUUUACAUAGCAUAAACAAUCCCAGCAUAAGAAAGAUGCAAAGGUUUAACAUUUGCUGAACAAAAUGCAUGCAAAAGUGUUGUGCUUUAGGAAGACUAUUUCUAUUUUGUAGUACAAAUAUUUACUCUAUUAUAGUAAUAUUGCACAGACAGGUAGUGAAUCAAAUAAGAUCAGUUAGUAUUGAUUAUUUGUCUUUAGGAAGGAGAUAGACGUGUAACAACCUUUUUUUGGUUUACCUAUGUUUAUAUAACACUCAAACAAAAAAACAAGCACAAAAGACUAGACAUUUAUACAUAACAAAUGUAUUACAUGAAAGGUUCGGAAAAUGAAACCCAUCCCAAAAUUAAUAAAAAAAAAAUCUACAAAAGAAACCGUAAUACGUAAAAAUAAUCAAAAUGAAAUGAUGAGCAGCAUAUCAAAAUAUUUCAAUAUGUCAUUCAAAUUAUGCUACAUGCAAUUUGUUAUAUUUAUUAUUACAUUGUAAAAUGUGACGAAUGGAUAGGAAAACAACAUUGUAUUGUAAAGAUUAAUAAAAAUAUAUCGAUUUAACAUUUUCUUCACUGAUCAACAUAUUGAUCGAUAAGUUGUGAGGAACAACAACAAAAAAGCGUACAUUUUUGCACAUCCGUUGAGAAAUAAUUGGUCACUUUAUAUAGAAUAGCUUCUAACCGUGCAUCACUUGCACAAUUUCGUGUGCAAUGUGCAAUAUUUAACACCUUUCAUUAGCAUAUCAGUAGGUA